Messenger RNA from Arachis stenosperma, 648 nucleotides. RefSeq lists its product as uncharacterized. Lineage: Eukaryota; Viridiplantae; Streptophyta; Magnoliopsida; Fabales; Fabaceae. The transcript has a single exon. The record is from RefSeq and is a predicted model, not a curated record. Bases 1 to 648 code for a protein of 215 amino acids.
AUGCCAAAAAAAUUCGUGCUGCCAACCGCCCUUGAACCAUAUAAGGGGUUCGGUGAUCCUCGUACCCAUAUUAAAAAAUUUCAAUCUAUGAUGUUCUUUAAUGGCGCUUCUGAGCCAAUACUUUGUCGAGCUUUCCCCACUUAUCUUGAUGGUGCUGCAUUACUCUGGUUUUCUAAGUUGUCUGCAGGUUCAAUCUCCCCUUUCGAAGAACUAGCAAGAUCCUUCAUCGAUUACUUUGCCGCAUCGAGAAUAUAUGUGCAUGGGUCAGACUACUUGAGCACCAUCAGACAAGGGCAACAAGAGAGCCUAAAGAACUACAUGACACGGUUUGCCGACGCAACCAUGGAAAUUCUAUAUCUGAACCCGAAGGUCUAUUUACAUGCCCUCAAAAGCGGCCUCCGACCUAGCAAGUUUCAAGAAAUGAUCGCAGUGACAAAACCAAAAACUUUGGACAAAUUUCGAGAAAAGGCUGUUGGGCAGAUAGAGGUAGAAGAGCUUCGUGAAGCUCGGAAAACAGACAAACACCCACCCAAAAGAGAAGAGGAGAAGGCUUUCAGGUCGUCAGGAAACAAGGAAUCAAAGAACCUUUCAAGCUCACACCCAAAUUUGAUACCUACACCAGAUUCAACAUCAAAAGGGAAAAUAUAA